Molecule: messenger RNA, 15498 nt
Organism: Pomacea canaliculata
Lineage: Eukaryota; Metazoa; Mollusca; Gastropoda; Architaenioglossa; Ampullariidae
Product: low-density lipoprotein receptor-related protein 2-like
Molecular function (GO): calcium ion binding; protein binding
Source: RefSeq, a predicted model, not a curated record
AUGACGGCGAUUGAUGGAUUCAUCUCGAGGAGUGAAAUUGAGACGCAGUUGCUACACGAACUAAAGCCAGGUGCAAAAGCUAGCUGCUUACCUGGGAGAGUGGCAUACCAAAGACAUGGGAUCGCUUUACAGGUGGAAGAUGCAGCACAGGCUGGUGAUCACUGGCGUCUGCUGGUGUCGGUGUCCUUGCUGCGGACUGGAUUUGCCCUCACCUGUCUCCCAUGUGCUGACGACCAGUUCCAAUGUGUCAACUGCCGGUGUGUCCAGCAAAGCAUGCGGUGUAACCACAAAAACGACUGCGGGGAUAACUCGGACGAAUCGACUAACUGCACAUACCCUCCCUGCCUGGGUUCUCAGUUCACCUGCAAGAACAAAAUGUGUGUGGACCAGAAGUGGGUGUGCGAUGGUUCAGAUGACUGUGGGGAUGGUUCUGACGAAGUGAAAUGCGGCUCCUACUCCUGUCACCCAGGCGAGUGGCCGUGUCCAGACAACGGACGGUGCAUCCCCUUACAGAAGGUGUGUGACGGUCACAACGACUGUUUGUCUGGGGUGGACGAGGGAGACGCAUGCAAGUCUGAGACUGUGUGCCAGUGGCUUGGAGGCCUGUGCUACUGUUCCACCGGCUACACUCUCAACCUCGCCGACAACCGCACUUGUGUUGACUUCGACGAAUGUUCCUCUUGGGGCUUCUGCACCCAGCUGUGUGAUAACAAGCCGGGUACUUACCAGUGCAAGUGCAGAGAGGGGUACACGCUGGAGGGGAACACGACAUGCAAGGCACCUGACACGGAAUGUUAUAUCCGACAACACCAGAGCCCCACCAGCGUCGCCGUCGACCCGAGUUCAGGUUACAUGUUCUUUGCCGACAACGGCAACACGAGUCCCGGUAAUGAGCCUCGCAUUGAGCGAGCCUUCAUGGACGGCAGCAACCGCUGGAACCUCAAGCUGACCAAAGUCCUCAAUCCUCGUGGGAUCACGCUCGACCCUCUUAACCGCCGCCUCUUCUGGGUGGACUCUCAUCUGGACCAUCUGGAGACCGUGGACUAUGAUGGAUUGGACAGACGAACACUCAUUUCUGGAGGCCUGAACAUUCCGUCGCCUACCACAAGUAGCAGUGUUCGAGAACGAGGCAUUCUGGUCGGACAUCACGAUGCAGGGAGUCCUACGCAUGGACAUGCUGCAAGGGGAGAGCAGUCUGGUGACGAUAUAUCAGAAUCGCAGAUGGAGACAAGAAAGAAUAAGAGCCAGAUUUCCACAAGAAACAACCCAUGCGAGGCGAGUCCCUGCCAGCAGAUCUGCGCCAUUUCACAUGCAUCGGACAACGAAGGUCUAGGUUUCCGCUGCCUCUGUAAAUCCGGGUACACCCUCGAUCAGAGGAGGAUUAACUGUACAGAAAUUGAGAAGUUCAUCAUGUUUGCGUCUCCUCGGUCCGUGCGAGCCAUUCCCAUAGAGGAACCCAGCCCCUACGCCAUUGACGCCAUGCCCCCCAUUGUCGGCGAGCAGCGCAGUCGUCUUGGGGUCAACUACGUCGCCAUUGACUACGAUGCCCAGCAAGAGCUCGUCUUCUUCUCCGAUGUCAGAAUCGAGUCAUUUACCAAUGCAAGAUCGGAGAUUCAGUUUUGCUGUCCGGGUACUGAAAAACCGCUAGAGAGCCCGGAUAUGGCACUACAUGUUUGCUUUAUCAUCAUCAUCAUCGUCGUCGUCAUCAUCUCCCUCUCGCUUGAUCCAGAACCCACGGCUCUUGUGGUGACGGACGUUGGCUCAGUGGAAGGCAUGUCCUACGACUGGUUCGGCAAAAACCUGUAUUUCACCGACUUCCGGCGCAGUACUGUGUCAGUGAUAAGAAUCACCAAGCCUACAGACCGUCGUGAUCUGAUAAAAAACCUGGGCAACGCUCGAUCCAUUAUAGUCCAUCCUCUCAGAGGACUCAUGUUUUAUUCGGACUGGUUGCGCAACUCUCGCCAAAGUGCCUACAUUGCUAGAGCUCACAUGGACGGAACGAACAUCAAGAAAAUUCGAGAACAUCAGCUCGGUUGGCCCAACGGACUUAGUAUUGACUACGGCGGCAAUCGUCUUUACUGGGCGGAUGCGUUUUUCGACAGAAUACAACACUCAGAUUUUGACGGCUCGGACUUGCAGACUUUGCGCGGCCAUAAAGUCGUUCAUCCAUUCGGAAUCGCCAUCUACAAAGACUACAUUUAUUACACCGACUGGCGUCUGGAGGCCAUUGUUCGGAUCAACAAGCGCGGUGGACAGGAAAUGAGCAUGCGCAAAGGCAUGGGGCGCAUGAUGGGCAUCCGAGUGUACGACCCCGCGCUGCAGCCGCUGUCCCGUAGCCGGCAACCCUUGUCGACUCGUAACGGCGACUGCUCUCACUUCUGCUUCGGGGUGCCUGAGGACGGCGGCCUCCAGCAGGUGGCGCGGCACUGUGGAUGCCCUUUCGGCAUGAUGCUGGACCGCGACCAGCGCACGUGCAUCGACAACUCCACGGAGGUGACCGUCACCACCUGUCGCGCCAACCUCUUCCAGUGCGACAACGGCCGCUGCAUCCCCAGCUCGUACCGCUGUGACAAGGACAACGACUGUCUAGACAAGUCGGACGAAAAGGAUUGCCCCUCAGAGACCACCUGCGCGUCCAGCCGGUUCUCGUGUGACAACGGCCGUUGCAUCAGUCGAGUGUGGGUGUGUGAUGGCGACAACGACUGCGGGGACAUGUCGGAUGAAAACAACUGUCCAUCCAAGACAUGUAACACGCGCGAGUUCCGAUGUAACAACAGCUUGUGCAUCAGCCUGUUGAAGUGUGACACAGACAACGACUGCGGAGAUGGUUCUGACGAGGGCGAGAUUUGCAACGAACACGUGUGCCCGCCCAGCUACUUCCAGUGCGACGACAAGCGCUGCAUCCCUCAGCGACGACUGUGCGACGGCGGCAAGGACUGUUACGACGAGAGCGACGAACGGAACUGCCCGCCGCUCAACUGCACCGGCAACCGCUGGACCUGCGCCUCCUCCCGCCAGUGCAUCCUCUCCAAACAUCGCUGCGACGGCGUGGAGGACUGCGACGAUGCAUCCGACGAGGAGCGCUGCAGCUCGAGGCCACCUGACAGUUGUCACAAGGAGGAGUUCAAGUGCACUGUGGGGGGCUGCAUACCUGAGGACUGGAAGUGUGAUGGUCAGCAGGACUGCGAGGAUGGCAGUGAUGAACCAGACUCAUGUCCCCCUGUCACGUGUCUUGGAAACCGCUUCCGCUGCAACAACGGUCGCUGCAUCUUCGCCGGCUGGAAGUGUGACGGAGACGACGAUUGUGGCGAUAACUCGGACGAAGAUGCAAGUCUCACAUGCCCACCGCCUCCUUUCUCCUGUCCGUCGGGUACAUGGGAGUGUCCGGGUGGCAGCGAGAUCUGCAUUAACAUGAGUCUGGUGUGUAACGGACAAGUCGACUGCCCUGAAGGCCACGAUGAGAGCCCAGUGUGUAAUUCCGAGAGUUGCCGCGUUGACAACGGUGGCUGCAGCCAUCAGUGUGUUCAAACCCCGCGAGGCGCUGAGUGUCGGUGUCCGGUGGGCCAGGAGCUGAACGGCCUCAAGAACUGCGUCGAUAACGAUGAAUGCCAGCCACCCGGCUUGUGUAGUCAAGUGUGCAUCAACUUGAAAGGCUCCUACAAGUGCGAGUGUGUGGACCAGUACGUCCUUCUACCUGAUCACCACACCUGCAAGGUGGACAGAAACGACACGGAGCUGUUCCUGCUGAUAGCCAGUCGCCGCUCAGUGGUCAAGUCGAACCUCGAGCUCUGGCUCUUCGACCAGCUGCCCAUGGCGUCCUUCCAGUCGCUCACAGCCAUCGACAUGGACGUCCGCCGGGGUAACAUCUUCUUCUCGGACACUUCCCUCAAGAAGAUCUACCGCGCCUCCUACAAUGGUACAAACCUCGUUGAGAUCGUAGCAACGGGUAUCGACGUGGUGGAAGACAUCGCUGUGGACUGGGUGGGCGGCAACCUGUACUGGACGGACUAUGGGAUGGAGACGAUAGAGGUGGUCACCCUUGACGGCGACUACCGCAUGGUUCUCUUCAGCGAGAACAUCACCAACCCUCGCGCUAUCGAGGUCGAUCCCCGGGACGGAUAUCGAUACCUUUUCUGGUCAGACUGGGGUCAGAAUCCACGAAUCGAAAGGUCAGGGCUGGACGGCAGCGGCCGGGUGGCACUCAUCACCAAAGAUCUCUUCUGGCCGAACGCGCUGACCAUCGACUACCCGACCACGCGCCUGUACUUCGCUGACGCACGCAUGGACUUCAUCGAGUUCUGCGCCUACGACGGGUCGGGGCGACACAAAGUCUUUGCCAACGACCACUUCCUGCGACACCCGCAUUCCCUGACCAUCUACGAGGACUGGCUGUACUGGAGCGACCGCGCCGCAUCCCGGGUGUCGCGCUGCAGGAAGUUCAACUGCACCGACCGCAGCGUGGUGGCCUCCAGCAUCUCCCGUCCGUUGGGUAUCGCGGUCUACAGCAUCGUCAAGCAGCCGCCAGGUUCGAACCCUUGUGCCGCAGCCCAGUGUAGUCACCUUUGUUUGCUGUCGCCGAGGCCGACCGGAUACACCUGUGCAUGUCCAAUCGGAAUGAAGCUGGACAGCUCGGCCCACAACUGUGUGAAAGAUUCUUCCGAAGUGCUGCUGUUCAUGCAGUCCCACUUCAUCGCUGGCAUCAAGGUCGGCGUCGGCAACGACUCUGGCAUCAUCCCCGUGUCGUCUAUCGGUAACGGCCAAGACUUCGACUUCGACAGCGCGCAGGGCUACAUCUACUACGUGGAAAAGAUCAACGGAAGUCUGAACCGCAUACAAGUCAACGGUCGCAACGCCUCCGAGUUUGUACCCACGGCAGUUGUUGGCAUGCCCACAGCCGUAGCUGUUGAUUGGAUAUCGAGGAACCUGUACUGGACCAAUGCCGAGGCUGGUCUCAUCGAGGUCAUGCGUCUGGAUGGCGAGAACCACUACCGCGCCAUCUUGCUGAGCAACUCGGGUCGCCGGCGGGACGUGGCUCGCCCCAUCUCCAUUUGUCUCGACCCCACUAGAGGCCUGAUGUACUGGGGGGACGAGGGAGUGCCAGGUGUGGAAGCCAAGGUGUCAGUGGCCAGCAUGGACGGAAGCGCCGCGCGUCCCCUCACGCAUAUUGGUGCCGGCAACGUGCGACAACCCGCCUACCUGGCCCUCGACACCUUCUCGCAGAUCCUCUACGUCUCCGACAUCUUCUACCAGAAGAUAUGGAGAUACACCCUGCGGGUGGGCAUUGCGACAACCUUGGUCAGCAACGGCUCCCCAACAGGCCUGGCCUUCUACGACAACCGACUGUUCUACUACGACUCCACCUACGAGACCAUCAACACGGUGUCCAUGCACACCAUCCCCUCCGCGCAGAUUUUACGCAGCAACAUCAAAGGCGUCGGGGCGCUCAAGGUGUUUUACAACCGACAUACAGCAACCGGAGGCAAUGGAUGUCUGUUAAAUUACGGACAGUGUGAGCAACUCUGCCUACCGACUGGCACGAUGGGCAAAAAGACCUGCGUGUGUGGCGUGGGUUUCGAACUUUCCGACGGCAAGUGUGUAGCGUCGUCGUCGUUUAUCGUGGUGUCCAUGCGGACCGUCAUCCGGGGCUUUGGGCUGGGGCUGACGGAGGCAACGGAAGCAAUGACACCUAUUGCUGGCAAAGCGCGCGCCACCACGGAUAUCGACGUGUAUAUGCCCGGCCGCUUCAUCUACUGGGUGGACUCCCGCCAGCCACCCGGCGCUGGUACCCGUGCCGGCGGGAUCUACCGGAUCAAGCCGGAUGGAACUGGUUACCAGGAAAUCGUCACUUCCGGCAUCGGCACACUCAGCAUCCGCGGCAUCAGUAUUGACUGGGUGGCGGGAAACCUUUAUUUUACUAACUCCUUUGAUGUGGAGGUGUUUAUCGAGGUCGCCAGGGUCAACGGAUCACAUCGCAAGGUCAUCGUGCGAGAGUCGCAGGGGUCGCCUGCCAGCAUCGCUGUCAAUCCCAUCAAAAGGUACCUGUACUGGGCGGACGUGGGCCAGACGGCCAAGAUUGAACGGUCCCUGCUGGACGGCUCCAACCGGACAGCCCUUGUGACCAGUGGCAUCAGCAUUCCUCGCGCCCUCACCAUCGACUUCGAGACCCACGACGUCUACUGGAUUGACUCCAUCGUUGACUCCAUUCAGUGUAUGUCGUUCAGCGGUGGAAACAGACGAUUUGUUCAGACAAACAUACCUAAUGGCUAUGGCCUGGCUGUCUUCAGAACCUUCGUUUACUGGGUCGAUCAGAAUCUCAAAAAUCUGUUCCGCACUCCGAAAAAAGUACCAUUAACACAUGCUCGAGCAUCUGUGUCUGCAGGUGAAAGUCCAUGUGCGUCUAACAAUGGCGGGUGUGAACAGUUGUGCUUCGCGAUGCCCAACUCCACGGACCCCGUCUGUGGAUGCUCGUCAGCACUCGCAUCCGACGGGAAAGCUUGCCAAGCACCCUCGGACUUCUUGCUCUUUGCUGCGGAGACAGAGAUUCAGUCUCUGUCGCUGGACCCAGACACCACCUCGGCUCCCAUCCCUACCAUCACCAACCUCCAGGGGGCAGUGGCUGUAGACUUUGAUUCUGAGGCGAACUACAUCUACUUCUCUCAAGUCACGGCUAAGAAAAUAUCGCGAGUCAAAAAAGGCUCGGACAAAGUCGAGGACCUCAUCACCUCCCUCAGCAACUCCAGCGGACCGGCUUAUGUCCAUGAAGUGACCUCGGUGGAAGGUUUGGCCUUCGACUGGGUGAGCAAGAAGCUCUACUGGGCCGAUCUUUUCCGCAACCGCAUUUACAGUUCAUUUUCGAACCUCACCAACCGCGUGGUCAUCGCUGUAGUACAGAGUCCACGAGCCCUGGCCAUCCAUCCUUGUCUUGGGUAUAUCUACUGGUCUGACUGGGGCCGCACUCCAAAGAUCGAGAGAGCCACCAUGGCAGGCAACAAGCGGGAGGCCAUUGUGUCCACAGACCUGGGCUGGCCCAACGGCCUGUCCAUCGACUUCGACGAGGAGAAAAUCUACUGGGCCGACGCACAGAAAGACCGCAUCGAGCGCGCUAACCUGGAUGGGAACUACCGAGAGGUCAUAGUGCAGACCACUGUUCACCCCUUCUCUCUCACCGUCUUCGGCUUCCAUAUCUACUGGACAGACUGGACCCUUCACGGCGUGUACAGAGCAGAGAAACACACCGGGGCUAACAUGAAGAUGCUCGUGCAAGGCUUAUCUACAAGACCUAUGGGUAUCAUUGCCUUCUCCGCUAGCAGGCAGAAAUGCACCAACAACAUGUGCGCCAAUCACAACGGGGGCUGCAGCCAGAGCUGUCACCCGGCCCCCAACUUCCAGGUGGAGUGCGCAUGUCACGAGGGUAGCGGCUUGGUGGUGGGCAGUGACGGCAAGACGUGUGUGCCGGAGAACAGCACGUGCGCCACCGACGAGUUCAUCUGCGCCAACGGACGUUGUCUUCGCCAGCGCUGGGUGUGCGACCUCGACAACGACUGCGGCGAUGGCUCGGACGAGGAUCCCAACAUGUGUGCCAUGCACACCUGUGACCCCAAGUACUUCCACUGCACCAACGGCAGGUGUGUGCCACUGCGCUAUCGAUGCGACUUCGACAACGACUGCAGAGACAACUCUGAUGAGCAGGGAUGCGAGUAUCCCACCUGCGGCCCUGAUCAGUUCACCUGUCAGAACUUUUUCUGCAUUGAUAAUUCCCUCAAAUGUAACGGGGUAGACAACUGUCGGGAUGGAAACAGGACAGAUGAACUGGACUGCCCACCACGCACCUGCCCUACUAACGAGGUGAAGUGCCCGACUACAAACAUUUGCAUCAUUCGCCGCUACAUGUGCGAUGGAGACAACGACUGCGGCGACAACUCCGACGAAAACCCCUUGUUCUGCAGUCAGGUCAGCUGUGCUCCAGGUGACUUCCACUGUGAGAAGAGCCACAAGUGCAUCCCCAGCACCUGGCAGUGUGAUGGCGACAACGACUGUGGCUCAGGAGAAGACGAAGGAUCCUUCUGUGCAUCCUUCAACAGAACUUGCCUGGCAGACCACUUCUCCUGCGACAACGGCCGCUGCGUCUCCUCUCGCUGGGUUUGCGAUGGAGAGGACGACUGCGGAGAUAACUCUGACGAGAGCACCGAUCGCAAUUGUGAUCAAAGGACGUGCCCACCCAACACGUUCACGUGCCAGUCCAACAAGGCACACGGCAGCUACCCGUGCAUCGUGUCCCGAGUGUGCGACGGUUUCCGCAACUGCCGCGACGGCGAGGACGAGCAGCAGACGUGUCCGCCACGCACGUGCCAGUCGCACCAGUUCCAGUGUACCAACGGCAUCUGCAUCUCCUCGCGCUUCAAAUGCGACCACGAUAACGACUGCGGCGAUAACUCCGACGAGCCACAGGACUGCAAUUACCGCACGUGCACCAGCGAACAGUUCACGUGCGAUAACCAGCGGUGCAUCCCGCGCACGUGGGCUUGUGACGGCGACAACGACUGCGGUGACCGGUCCGACGAGAAGGAGGAGCGCUGCCUCACUCCGGAGCCGACAUGCCAGGGAAACCAGUUCCGGUGUGAAAGCGGACAGUGUAUACAUUACGAGAUGGUCUGCAACAAACAGUUUGACUGUAACGACGAAAGUGAUGAACAGCGGUGUAACGUUAACGAGUGCGAGAGUCCUCGCUCCAACCAGUGCCAGCACAAGUGCCUGGACACACUGACCAGCUUCAAGUGUGUGUGCAACGACGGCUUCCAGCUGAUGACCGACCGCCAUAGCUGUAGAGACAUUGACGAGUGCAAGGAGGAGCCCGGCAGGUGCAGUCAGCUGUGUGAAAACACCGAGGGCAGUUUCCUGUGCAAGUGUUCUGAUGGGUACGAGAGGCAGAGCGACGGCCGGACUUGCAAGAAGACAGAUAACAUCACGCCGUGGCUAGUGUUCACCAACCGUUAUUAUCUGCGCGAGAUGACCCUGGAGGGGGACAGCUACCGCCGCAUCGCCCAGGGCUUCGAGAAUCUCGUGUCGCUGGACUUCGACAUCGCCAACGACCUCAUCUACUUCACGGACGUGAAGACACACAAGAUCCACAAGAUCUUCGUCAACGGCACGCAGCUGGAGACGGUGGUGCAGCACGAUGUUCCCAGCGUGGAAGGCAUCGCCGUCGACUGGAUUGCCAGGAAGCUCUACUGGGUGGAUGGAAAGAAGGGAGCGAUUUACGUGGCAGAAAUGAACGGAACCAAUCGCCGAACACUGCUCAACACCGGAGUGCGCCGACCUCGCGCGAUUGUGACAGACCCUGCACGUGGGUUCUUGUACUGGAGUGACUGGGGCACUGGUCCUUACAUCGGCCGCAUGAGUCUGGACGGCACCAAUGUGUCGACGUCCUUCAUCACAGACAAGCUGGGCUGGCCUAACGCCCUCACCAUCGACCUGGAGACCAACAGACUGUGGUGGGCAGACGCCCACCUCGACAUCAUCGAGUUUAUCAACGCCGACGGAACCGGGAGGCACACGGUGAUGGAGGGAGUGCCGCACCCAUUCGCCAUCGCCUUGUUCGAGGACUGGAUGUACUGGUCGGACUGGAACCACAUGACCAUAGAGCGCGCACACAAGUACACGGGGGACAACCACAGCGUGCUGGUCAACGUCACCCACAGGCCCAUGGACGUCCACAUCUACCACCCUCUGAAACAGAGGCCAGGUGUUAAUCCCUGUGGCACAAACAACGGCGGCUGCUCUCACCUGUGCCUCAUUGCACCUGGCGGCAAGAGCUACACGUGCGCCUGUCCCGACUACUUCAACAUGCUGCCUGACAAACGCACGUGCGUCGCCAACUGUUCUGCCUCGCAGUUCCGCUGCGGCCCGACGGACGACAGGUGCAUCCCUUUGCUGUGGAAGUGUGACGGGUACCCGGACUGUCUGGACGCUGCGGAUGAGCCAGAAGACUGUCCGAAAAACAAUUGUCCCCCGGGGCAGUUCCAGUGCAAGAACGGUAACUGCACGCUGCCGUUCAACGUGUGCGACAAUGUCAACGACUGCGGAGACAACUCGGACGAGGACAAGUGCGACCUGAGGCCGUGCGAGUCGUGGCAGUUCCGCUGCAGCAACCACAAGUGCAUUCCUAAGAGGUGGCUGUGCGAUGGCAACGACGACUGCAACGACGGUUCGGACGAGCAGGGCUGUGGUAAUGUAACCUGCAGUACAAACCAGUUCCAGUGCGACAAUGGCGCCUGCAUACCCAAGACCUGGGUCUGCGAUUAUGAUGAUGAUUGUGGCGACAAGUCUGACGAGAAGACCCAGUUCCACUGUGAAUCCCGCACGUGCAAAGUCGGGUUGUGGUCGUGCGAGACCAACUACCGGUGCAUCCCGAACUGGGUCAGGUGCGAUGGCGAGGACGACUGCCGCGACAACUCGGAUGAAAAGGAGGAGAACUGCCAGGUGUGCCACUCCACCGGCGACUUCACCUGCAAAAACCGCCGCUGCAUCCCCAAGCGCUGGAUGUGUGACUUCGACGACGACUGCGGUGAUAAUUCGGACGAGGACCAAGAUACCUGCAGGAACGAGUAUCGAGAAUGUUCGGAAUCGGAGUUCAGGUGCGCGAACAACAAAUGUGUGCAGAGCAAGUGGCGAUGUGACUACGACGAUGACUGCGGCGAUGGAUCUGACGAGGACCCUAAAUCUUGCACUAAGUUCCGUGAGUGUGACAGCACACAGUUCAGGUGUGACAGCGGCCAUUGUGUCAGUCGCCAGGGAGUGUGUGAUGGACGGCGGGACUGUCGGGACGCCUCGGACGAGAAGCACUGCUCCCCCCGCUACCCCAACGACCGCUACUGCUCCCCCGGCCAGUUCCAGUGCGCCAAUCACGUGUGCAUCCCGAAGGAGUGGCAGUGCGAUGGAGCGGAUGACUGCGGCGACAAGUCAGACGAGACAAGCGAGGUGUGCUUGCAGACCAGCUGCAGUGCGCCGACCCAGUUCCGGUGCUUGAACUUCCGGUGUGUCCAGAGGUGGCAGUCGUGUGACGGACGCGACAACUGCGGUGAUGACUCGGAUGAGGAUAUUGCCUAUUGUCUCAAGACCAGAAGACGUAGAUGCGAGGCAGAUGAGUUCAAGUGCGGGACCCUGCAGUGCAUCGCGGCGUCCAAAGUCUGCAACAACGUGCGCGACUGCGAUGACGCGUCUGACGAGAUCGGCUGCCACAAACCUCAAUCACCUGAAAACUGCUCUCUCAGCAACGGUGGAUGUGAACACGUGUGUACUGACCUGCUGAAUGGAGGCUUCGUCUGUUCCUGUAGACAUGGCUUUAAGAUCGCUGCCUGGGAUAAUAAAUCGUGUGAAGACAUUGACGAGUGUGCAUCAUGGGGAAACAACUGCACACAGAUUUGCCAGAAUGUCAAGGGCUCCUUCAAGUGCCAGUGCGCCAGUGAUUUCCAUGAUGUAGAGAACAAGGGCCAGGAGUGCAAAGCUACAGAUCGCAACGUGGUGAUGCUGUUUACCGUGGGUCACGAGGUCCGCCAGUACCGCUCGUGGACCAAGAACUACACGGAGGCUGUAGUCAGCGGGCGGCGCGCGGAUGGCCUGGACGUGGACCCUCUGCGGCGGCUGAUGUUCUGGACGGACACGCACCUGCACCGCAUCAACCGCGCCGUGGUGCCCAAAGACAGCGACGUCACCACGCUACCACAGCGUCUACCUCUCAGCGGUGUGAGUCGCCCCGAGGACGUCGCCGUCGACUGGGUUGCUGCAAAUAUUUACUGGACUGACUCCAACACCAAAACGGUAUCGGUGGCCAAAAACGAUGGGCGUUACAGGAAGGUUCUAGUCUCCACGGACCUCUUCUAUCCACUUGCCAUAGCUGUCAAUCCGCGAUUAGGGUACAUGUACUGGAGUGACGUCAACAGCACGUCACCGAAGAUUGAACGAAGCUGGAUGAACGGUGAGAAGCGAGAGACGUUGGUGUCCACUCGCCUGUUGCGACCCUCCAGCAUCGCCAUCGACUUCUUCAUGGGCGACCGCGUGUACUGGAGCGACAGCAAGGACAACUCCGUGUCCUCCAUGAACCCUGACGGAACCGACAGGUCGGUUAUUGCCAAAGGAAUCUUCAACCCUGUGAGCAUCGACCUGUUUGAAGGCGGACUGGUCUGGGCAUCAAAGCUGGACGGCAAGAUCCUGCGUGUGGACAAGUUUGGACGGGGAGAGGUCAAGGUCAUUCAGACAGGCCUGCACAUGCCACGGGCCGUCAGCGUGUACCACAUCAUGCGCUACGACAUUUCCGUGAAGUCCAACUGCUCGAGGUCAGAGUGCAGUCACUUGUGUCUGAUUGUGCCUUCCGGUUACAAGUGCGCAUGCCCUGAAGGCGCAGACUUCGAAAAGGAAAGCAGCACCAUCUGCAACGCCGCCGCCGAGGUGGAGAUACCACAGCCAGAGGUCUGUCCGUGUCUGCACGGUGGCACGUGCCUUAACGAGGACAUCGCUGCCAACAUCUCGUGUGCCUGUCCUGAAGGUUACCUGGGUACGUUCUGUGAAGUGGCCCAACAGAAAGGCCACAAUAGAUCUGCCUCAGAAAACAUCAGCAUCAUCGUGCCUGUGGUUCUGGCAGUCGUCAUUGCCGCCAUUCUCAUUGCAGUUAUCGUUGUGCUGAAGCGACGAGGUGUGGACUUCAACUUCAAAAAGCUGAUAAGUAAGCCGGGUGUGAGCUCGCAAAACAAGAUGCACACUACAGUCAGCUUUAGAGAAGGCGGGCAGGUCAAGCUGGGAGUCCCUGACAUGGCCCAUGAUUCCUCCGGACCCACAGAGAUGCAACAGGUUUCUGAUGCUGCAUCUGGCUCACUCCACGACCCAACAUCUCCGACCAACUUCACCAACCCCAUGUACGACAGUCUACACGCCCGCGACACCAUGGUGUUGCCAGGCAACCCGCCCCCUCACGAGUCGUCCACCGAUGAUUUCGUACCCCCGCCCGUGUCUCGUCGCUCUGACAUAAUUCAUGAUCAGCUAAGGUCAUCACGUGACGUCAGUCCUCAGGUCGAGAUAGUCCCGCGCGCCCUUGACCCCACAGAUGAUGAUGAGCACGACACAGCUGGCUUAGUACGGUCGGGGUCGCACUGACCCGCUUCGUCAAAAAAGACUGAGAAAACGAGAGGUAUGAAAGACUGGCAAGAGAAGUAUCCUCAGGAGACGAAAUGCAGACUAACUCGCCCAUGCUGUACCACCGAGGGCGCAAAGUGAACACAACUCAUCGAAAUGUUUAAAGAGAAAACUACGUUAAAACUGUAGUCACGCAUCAAUGUACACGAUGAAGCUUUUAUGCAACAGUAAGCUGCGGGACAGCUUUUUUCCGUUUUCUAUUUUCUCUUGUCUUUGUUUUCUUUUCUCUUUUUUUCUCCUUAAGCUUAAGAAUUGCCGGAAAGAGUGAUGCUUGAUAACACUGGGAACAACUGCUUUUGAUGAAAUUUGUAUCAAUUGUCUCGGAUAUUCCUAAUCAGGGCGAAGAUGGCGGAUAUGCAGUCAGAUGUGUUGUCAAACACGUGCCUGGAUGGUUCGGUGGGGGGAAGGAAUUGGUGUCAUUCUCUAAUACAAGCAAAUUAUAACCAAAGUAGGAUUCCUUGAGCUAGGAAAUAAGUCCCACGUGAUUCUAUGUGUUGGAACUGUUUGUUCCAAAAUGUCGCUGACACAAAGAUGUAAAACAUUUUCUGUAUUUGAAGGCUGAGUGAAAUAUGGAGAUUGAACGUUGUUGCCGUUGGUCUUUUAACUUACAAAUAUAACUCUAAAAAUAGAAGAAAGAUCAUUAAGAAUCAAACAAAGCUGAUUUAUAACAAAGCAUAUUCAAACCACGCCUAUAAUGCCCUUAUGUUUGCCUGAGGCAGUUUUGAGGGUAAUGUGUGGGUUACUCUCUCCUCUCUGGUUACUCCACAACAUGGGUCUUUUGACUGCACACCCCAGAGAGAUGACCUCUUGGUCCCACUUCCGAGGGAGAGCUUUUUCUAUCGGUCAGGUAUUUCCUUCAAUCCAGCUAUUCUCGACUAGAUGGUAAUUCCGAAAUGGGUUUUUGUCUCGACUAGUGAUGUACCAUACUGGGGCUUACUGCCCAAAGAGUUUUUCUUACAAACUAAACAACUCGCAGAGUGCCUUCCUCUCGAUUAUACAAAUAUUUUUUUAACCUUGACAGCCUAUCCCAAAUGAUGAAUGAUGAAGUUGAAUCACGACUAUUUCUGUCAGUAAAAUAGAAAAGACACGUGCACAUAUCAUAAGUGGUCCGCCCUCCUCGGGAAUAAAGCCAGAUUCCUUUUGAGAAAUGCAUGUCAGCUGCAGCAACUAAACAUUCAUCAGACAUGAGCAGACAGUGCAUAUCCCGUGAAGAUGCCAUAGUUUCUUCAAUGACAGAUAACCACAAUUUAAAAUGCAGAUCCGAGUAUCAGAGGUAGAGGUAGUCCCGGCCAAUUAGUCGGCUGGAGAUAGUACAUGAGCUAAAGUACUCAUUUUUAAAUAUCCAGACAUCAAAGUCCUACAAAUACUAUUCUGUUACUAAAUAAAAAUUAAGGCAUAUUUCCAUAAAAGACGACGUUUAAGAUGUCUUCAUGCCGAAUAUGCAGCAAAGGACUAAACCUGGAUCCAAGUUUCAGACGGGGUAGAUUUUUAUCAUAUCGGCUCUUUCUCCAGCUUUUACUCUUGUCUUUACACAUAAAGACACACAAGUACACCUUAUUCGAACGCCAUGCCACUUACAAAAUAUCUCACGGCUAACAGGUUAGAACAGUUGUGCAAACCAUUAUCUUGCAUGGCAGCCAGCUCAAGAAUGCAACCAGAAAGCAACUUCACCGCAAAUCUCCCAUCAUUAAAGUGCCAAACCCGAAAAGAACGGCUGCUCAUUAGGCCUCAAGGUGGCGAGCAGUGAUUGUUCCCUUUCGCAUUAUUCAAUUCUACAUGACACGAACAUAUAUCAGAGUAAUUUUAAAAAUCUGAUAACAACCACUGAGCCACGUGAGUAAACGCUCAGCAGAACUGAAGUAUUGCCGAUAGCUAAGUACCUACGGGGGGACAAUGUGGUGCACCCUAAUGCAUCUUUGGGUCACACCUGAGUAAUUUAUCCUCCAGGAAGAACAACGUGUGCAUGAGUUUUAUGUCUUUGGCUGAGAAGUGUACACCAUUUAUUUCACCCUGAUUUGAUGUGAUAUUUGGAUUUUUUUUUUAUACGAAUCAAAUGUGAGAAACGUGUAAAUAUUUUAGCUUGGUAUUCUAGACUAGUAAAGUGGUGUACAUAUAUACAUGAUACAUUGUAAUGUAUAUUUUCAUUACCUAAAUAUGAUGCAGCCUUUAAAUGCAGCGGUAUUUUCCACUAUCUUUGACAUAAACUCCUAAGCAAGCAUUCCUAAUAUGGCUUUGGCGAUGAAAUAGUCAUAAUAAAAGUGAAACACAUGUGCAGAUGUAUGCGUGUACAUCACUGCGCGAGUGGACAGAUAA